Molecule: messenger RNA, 1476 nt
Organism: Effrenium voratum
Lineage: Eukaryota; Dinophyceae; Suessiales; Symbiodiniaceae
Source: the annotation of a GenBank genome assembly
AUGACGACCCUGUCAAUUGAUACUGGCGACUUGUCCAUCAUCAAGGACUACGCCGAGACUGGUUUGAUUACAGACGCCACAACGAACCCCUUGUUUGUCAGCAAGGCUGGCCUAAGUGGAGAUCCGGUGUAUGUGGCUUUUGUGGAAGACGCGAUAGACUACGCGCGCAAGUCCUCUACAAAUGAGGAUGAAAUGGUUGAGCUGGCCAUGGACAAGUUGGCUGUGAACCUCGGGGUAGCGAUUUCAAAGCUUGUUCCAGGGUACAUCUCCACAGAAGUGGACCCGCGCUUGAGCUUCGACAAGGAGGAAACGCUCCGCCGGGCUCGGCGCAUCAUCGCUUUGUACGAGGAAGCUGGCGUGCCGCGGGAGAGAGUGCUGAUCAAGCUGGCAGCCACCUGGGAGGGCAUUGCUGCCAUGAAAGAGUUAGAAGCCGAGGGCAUCACCUGCAACAUGACCCUGGUGUUUGGGUUUGUGCAGGCGGUUGCAGCAGCACAGUAUGGGGCGCAUCUCAUCUCUCCCUUUCCUGGCCGCGUGCUGGAUUUCCAGAAGAAGCUCUCAGGUUUUGGGAAGGAUGUCAUGGCAGGUCUUGGGGAGCCAUGCGCGGCAGACCCUUGCUGUGGCUUGCAGACGCUCGGGCUGGAUGGAUUCGGAUGUUAUGUGGCUUACCUGGUCUUGGCCUUCCUCGGUCAGUCUGUGCAGAACUUCGCAAUCCCGCUGGAAAGACCAGGCCAUCCUGUUCAUCUGGCGCGAGCAGCCCAGGGGCGGCAAACCCUGGUUGCUCGGCUGGCGCAGCGAGUUGCGUACGUCGCAGUGGUGGACGUGAAUGUGAAGUCGGAUCAAGAGCAACAGUUUUUGGAGGCCUCUCUUCAGAACGCCCGCUCCUCCAAGGGUGAACCACUCAACCAGCGUUUUGACGUGCUCCAGCUGAGAGAGGAUCCCAGCCGCUUUGCUUUAGUUGAGAUCUACAGGAAUGCCGAUGGCCCUGCUGGCCACAAAGAGACGGCGCACUACGCGGCCUGGCGUGACACGGUCGCUGACAUGAUGGAAACGCCGAGGAGCGCCAGCCAGUGGGAUACCAUCUUCCCCGGCAAGGCAUCCGACUACCAUCCUAAGACGAUCAUAUUGGAGAGGCCGCAGGGCGCGGGAGAUGUGGACAUCACCCAUGUUUUUGUGAGCGUCAAGGCUGGAGCUGAGGAGGCGUUCAAGAAAGCUACCCGCGCCAAUGCGAUGGAGUCGGUGAAGGAAUAUGGAAAUUUGCGGUUCGAUCUGCUGCAGAAUGUGGACUCGCCGACCGAAUUCCUUCUGAUAGAAGUGUACAAGACGGCAGGGGAUGCGGCCAAGCACAAGGACACCAAGCACUACAAGGAAUGGAGGACGACGGUGGAGGAUAUGGCGAAGCCUCGGGAGGGCAGAAAGUAUGUGACUCACUUCCCCAGCGUCCCUGCUGCCUGGAAAGUCUCUGAACAGGUCUACUGA